Ectocarpus siliculosus is the source of this 1637-nucleotide messenger RNA. Lineage: Eukaryota; Phaeophyceae; Ectocarpales; Ectocarpaceae. The record is from the annotation of a GenBank genome assembly.
GACGAUCGCACGCUACUACAUACAGACACACCACCGCUCCAUACCAUAAACGGCACUACCACAGGCGACCGGCGUCUCAGCAAACUACCCAAAAUGGCGACUGGACCAUACCCUUCCACGGAUGAGUACAAGCCGAUCAACAGAGCUGAGGCACCCCCCACAGCCUACGCCGUGACUGGCCAGCCUGUUCCCCAGGCUGCGGAGGCAGCGCCUGUCAUGGCCGCACCUGGAGCACCCACCACCGGCAUGUGGGUGGAGGAACGCUACUGUGGACUGACCACCUGGUUGAUAACGGUCGUCGGCAGUUUUCCGUGCAGUUACUUCUGCCCUUGCGAUCGCAGGACGGUGUGGGUCGCCGGAGGCAAAAAGUACAACGAAAAGGGAGCUAUAGUGGACGACCAGCUGUUCGUCAACCCGUUUCAGGGACGAUAGUGCGGAAACGGUCGAUGUAUAUAGAUAUCAUUGUGUCUCUUUCAUAGUGUUGUAUCCCUAGCCUUGACACCCAGUGGCACCUCGCGCCCAUGUGUGUCGUGUAGCUACUUGAUUUGUAGGCGGGCCAUCUGUUUAGUUUUGUUCCUGCGGAAAUUUUGGCGGUUCUGUUUUGUUUGGAGCUGAUUACAUCGAUCAGAGAGUCAACGUGGUUUCAAGUUGAACUUGCCAUGUAGUCAGGACGUUUCACAGCAUCACCUACAGGGCAACGUCCUGACUACAUGCUGUGAAUCCAAAUCACUGGAUUGAAGCCAGAUUUGACAGCCCACAUGUCAGGUUUUGCAACUUUCAAAGAGGUUUCUAUCCAUUCCUGUCCUACGACGUGCGUAAGCAUCAAGUAGCGAUAUCGCACAGUUUAAUAGCGUUUGCUUCCUGCGACCUCACACAAGCAGCUGAAGAUUUAGGAUAAGGUCUGCUGUUGUGCAUCGAAGGUUGUUCCUCGAAGCUGGCUGAAGAGUUGGGACUUGAGCACUCUUGUUCGUCAAAUGGUGUUCGGAGAUAUUGAUAUAAAACGCGCAAACAUCUUUUUCUCGCUGGAAAUACAGCAGUGUGCAGACUGGGAGAUCGAUCACGUCCGGACUGUUUCAUUGGUACCUUGGGUCAGCUUUCGUGUGGAGAUUCUCGGUGUUGGCUGGACGUUCUGGUCGGCCGAUCCGUCCCCCAAAAAAGUAAGAAUCGUGCAAGGCAGAAAUGCACGAAUGAAUGUUGUACAUCUAGGUAUGUCCUUCUUCUGGGAUUCUCUCUUGGUUUUCGCUUCCGCUUGGUUACGUGAAAGAGGUUCGGUGGGUUGGUUGGGUCCGUUUUGCAGUUGAAGGAGGAGGAAAUCGCCUGAAGAACAAGACUGGCUGCCCCGGUGGUCGGUUGUCGGGAAGGACCUCGAACACCUAGUUUUGGCGGUGAGAUGUGUUUUCUCCGCGUUGAUGAGUACUUUGAAGGGAAGAACAGGUCCAAGUGAAGGAACCAUUUAACCCAAAGUUUGAUGCUCUUCUCGCGAUGCAAGACUUGCACCGCAAACGAAAUAUCUUAGAAUUAGAGUCUUCAGUUCGGCCCGUGACGGAAGCUCAUUUGCUAGAGGGCGCCGCCCCCCUCGGGUUUUCUAGCUCGAUACUUGAACGAUGGGAUACAACGGAAAAAUUCAGUUUGAAGCU